AAAUUUCAAACUUCCGAAUAUACAAUCGCGAUAGUACUCGUAGAAACGAUUCGGCAAUUAAAUCCAGCAGGUAUUUAAAUGUAAUAAAGGAUAUAAAGGGUAAAAAACGUUUAAAAUUGUAGUGAUUCGGAAUCGGACGAUGAGAGAGGAAAAAAUGACAAAGGUAAUGAAAAAAAGGAAUCUGAAAACUAAAAAGAUAAUGGUAAACAUAUGUAAAGAAUUGAAAGUUAAUGAGAAUCAAAGGAUAUGUAACGAAAACGAACAAUUGAAUAUACGCGAUGAAAGUAAUCAUCGUGAAGAUGAGAAUGCCGAUAUCGAAAAUAAGGGUUUAUCUUGGCAUAACAGGACAAAUAUGAGGGAUGCAGUUAUAACAUCGAGUCCAUUGAAUGCUUCCUUAUGCAUUAAAUCGCAUAAUUUCAAUUUCACGUCGGUGAAUGAUCCAAUGAGUGAAUCCGAGUUUGAGAGGUCGUCAUCCGAGUCUAGCAGUUACAUUACAGCGGAAAAAGGAAAGACGAGACAUAUUAUUCCAGAAACGGAUGUGGAGUCAGAAGAUCUUAACAUACCUGAGCAUCAGCCGAGCUUUGAAUACGAAGAAUGUUUAGGAUGCUCGGUGCAGAACACGUCGACGAAAAAUGGCAUCGAACAGAUAAACGAAGAAAUAAUUCUCAAGAAAGAUUCAGUUGAUAAGUCGUUGGAAUUUGACAGUUCAAUAAGUGUUAUUAUAACUCCGAAAAAUAUAUCCGAAGAGUCUGAGUACUUCGAAUGUUUACUCGAUGACAAUAUCCCCUGGCAAGACGGGUGGGCGGGCACGAGUAAUCCUGGAAUUUUUGAACGAGAAAUUUCAAACGAGGACAGCAUGUCAAAUAUCCAGGGUUUGGCACUACCCAAUCUUGCAAAUAUCGAUAAAUGCAAUACCACGAUAAAAGCAGAAUCUUUCAUGUCGGAUAUUGAACAUUAUUAUGAACCUAGUAAGAAGAUGUGCCAGAAGGAAAUCUCUUUGAUUAACGGAACAGCGUCCGAUGACAGAUCCACGAGUUUUACUAUCAACAGCGUCAGCAGCGACGACGAGAAGACAAAUACGCGCCAGAAAGCGCAAAUUUCUGCAAUACGGGGACCGGGGGAGGAGCGUGAAUCGGCGCGAGCGUGGAAUCUGUCGGAGGAGAAUGAAAAUGAAAACGAAAUUGUAACUGUUUGGUUGAAUAUCAAUCAAGAGGAGAAGUCGAAUAUAUGCGCAAAAGUACUUAUGAAAGAAAUUAACAAAACUUUGGAUGAGAUAACUAAACCAAAGAGACAAUUAUUUAAGCUGUAUCGCACUCAGAUAUCCGUGUGGAUACAUCUCGUACAAAGAAUAACGGAAUUUUGCAAUUCGCUGCCGAUAUGCGUCGAGAUUACUCAUUACUUGAUAGUAAAAUUAAAAUCGGUUCAGUCUUUGCUGACGAAAAGGAAUUUUCAAAACUGUAAUUACAUUUGGCUACAACAAUUGCGGCUUGUAUUUUACGCAUUAAAUAUUAUUUUACAAAAAUAUCGUAAACUUGGGCGCACAUGUCUAGACUUGGAUGCAAGAAGUCGAUGCUGGGUAAAUGUUUUAGAUAAUAGCUCGGCAUUAUUUAUGGAUUUUGGGCUCGCGGAAUUCGCCCAGAAGUCGAUUUCGCUAAUUGAUGUGCUAAUUUUAUAAUCUAGCACGAUGAUAGUAUA
Messenger RNA from Wasmannia auropunctata (little fire ant), 1695 nucleotides. RefSeq lists its product as uncharacterized. The transcript has 5 exons. The coding region runs from base 140 to 1675 and encodes 511 amino acids. NCBI's taxonomy places the organism in Eukaryota, Metazoa, Arthropoda, Insecta, Hymenoptera, Formicidae. The record is from RefSeq and is a predicted model, not a curated record.